Molecule: messenger RNA, 537 nt
Organism: Zingiber officinale
Lineage: Eukaryota; Viridiplantae; Streptophyta; Magnoliopsida; Zingiberales; Zingiberaceae
Exons: 1
Coding region: 1-537 (178 amino acids)
Molecular function (GO): enzyme inhibitor activity
Source: RefSeq, a predicted model, not a curated record
AUGGUCGCCACCGCCGUCUUCCGCCGAUGUCUCCAACUCAUCGUCUUCGCUGCUGCAGCCGCCUGUUCGCUCGCCAACAGCAACUUCAUCAACAAAACCUGUGAAGUCGCCUACAGCCAAGACUUCUGCUUCUCCAUGCUCAUUUCCGACCGCCGGAGCAUCAACGCCUCCACCGCGCCUGAGCUCGCCUACAUCGCGCUCGACAUCGACGCCACCGCCGACAUUUCCUCCACCGUUGGAGUGUUACAACAGAUUGCCGACAAGAACCAGGGCACGGAUCUGGAGGCGGCGCUGAACCAGUGCAUAAUGAUUUACAACAACGCCGGCGGGGAUCUCGAGGACGCACGCGACGCCGUCGGCAGCAAGGAAUACAGCAAUGCCGAUGCUUUGAUCGACUCUGCCGCCACUUCGCCUGAUGGCUGCCAAAAUAUGUUCGACGAUGUGGAGAUGCCGGCGCCGGUGGCGGAGAAAGGGGAGUGGCUAGGCGAGAGAAUUGACGUCUGCUCUGCCCUUGUGAAGGCGCUGUUUAAUCAAUAG